Adineta steineri is the source of this 519-nucleotide messenger RNA. The record is from the annotation of a GenBank genome assembly. NCBI's taxonomy places the organism in Eukaryota, Metazoa, Rotifera, Eurotatoria, Adinetida, Adinetidae.
AUGUCUAUUGUUAACUCAAUAAAAGCAAUUGUUUUCUAUAUAAUCGUACUUCUUGGUAUAUGUUUUAAUCUUGUUUUUGCUUUAACACCAGCCGUUCCAUUUAUAUUUCUUAAUCGAAGAUUUUAUUUUCGUUGGUGUUCUUUUCUUUUGAGUUAUUAUCUUCUAAUGAUAACAUGUCUUUUGGAAGAUUUCCUUGGUAUUAAAAUAGUUAUUACCGGUGAUGAUUUAACAAAAGGUAAAUAUCGUUCAAUUAUUAUAUUAAAUCAUCGAACAAGACUUGAUUGGAUGUAUAUAUGGAUGUUACAUAGUCGAUUUCAACUUCUUGAACAACUUAAAAUUGUUAUGAAAGCUUCACUUAAACAUGUACCAGGAAUAGGUUGGGCAUGUCAACAUGCUGGUUAUCUUUUUCUUCAACGUGAUUGGGAAAAGGAUCAACAAAGAAUAAAAAAUAUUAUUGGAUAUUAUAAAUCAUGCCAAUCACCACUUUCCGUAUGUAUAUUAUUAAUAUUUUUACAUUGA